AUGGAAAAGAGCAAACUGCAAAAAGCUGAAGGCCCGACUUUGAUUUCGCCCAGAAGCUUACAGACCUCAUCUUGUUCUUGUAAACGCCUUGAAAAUGGAGAAUUUGGUAGAAAUCUGGUCGUAUGUGUCGAUGGAACGGCCAAUAAAUUUGGCAUGCAGAAUACAAAUGUGGUGGAACUUUACAGCCGGCUUGUGAAAGAUGACACCCAACUCACCUACUACAACAGUGGGAUAGGGACCCACGCUGGCAAAGCAAAGCCCUCGUUCCUAACACAAGCUUUCGAAAUGGCUAUUGGAAGGAAUAUCGAGAACAAUGUGCUCGACGCAUAUGAAUGGCUUUCAGAGAAUUAUAAAGCAGGAGAUAGGAUCUAUCUAUUCGGAUUUUCUCGCGGCGCUUACCAAGUUCGAAUCAUUGCAGGAAUGAUUGAAAAGGUCGGGCUUCUCCACAAAGGCAACAAACAACAAAUCCCUUUUGCUUACGAUCUUUACAUCAAACUCAAAGCAAAUCAAAAACGACAAGAGCCUGCUGCUACAACAGGGACCGAAGGAUCCGGCACAAACCAAGUCUUUCAUCGGAUGGCCACUUCACUUUCUAACUCUGUUCCUCGGGCGGUAGCUACAGCAACUAGACAUAAACCCACCAAAACAUUACGUGCCAUCGAGGACUCAGAGACUGUAUGCCGGUCCUUUAAAAGGACGUUAUCGCAUACCGGGGUCAAAGUUCAUUUUGUUGGCUGCUGGGACACAGUGUCUUCGGUUGGUGUCGUACGCAGGGAAAGUUUACCGGAAACAACGACCGGAAUGGCGCAUGUCUGCGUAUUUCGGCAUGCUUUGGCUCUUGACGAGUUGAGAGUCAAAUUUCUACCCGAGUACGUUAACGGCGGCGAGGGUCCUCAGCACGGACAUACAUCAGUGGAAGCGCCUAUUUCGAAGCAUGAAAAUGGGACCAAACCCGAUGUCGCUGCCGAACCUGAGCACAAACCCAAAACAACGAGGGGAAAUGUAAAGGAAGUGUGGUUCGCAGGAUGUCAUUCUGACGUUGGAGGUGGGAACAUUGAAAAUUUAGACGCCAACAAAUUUGGCCCUGCUCUUCGAUGGAUGACCUAUGAAAGUAUUACCUGGGGUCUUCGCACGACACCAUUUGAUCAAUCGUGGCAACCACUGUAUCCUCAGUCCUCCAUGACUGGGUUGUGGAAAAUUGCCGAGUAUAUUCCAUUUAAGCGCCUUUCGUAUACUGGUCCGAAUGAUGUGACAAGAAGUCUUCACAAACAAGCGCCGCGGCGCAUCAUGCCUGGCCAGUUGAUUCACGAAUCAGUACGCGAUUCAUAUACCGGUUCAAUGAACAAACCCUUGGCAUGUUUUCGAAAUGGGUCUGGUCGAAGCUGGGACCACUGGGACGGUUUACACAAUAUCAUUGAGAAUGAUCCAUACAUCCAACCCAGCACUGUUCUUGAUCGAAUUCAAAAGACAACUGCUGGGCAUCAAAUAACGUCUGACACAAGGGAGCAACUCGGACUAGAGGCGGAUUACGAUGUUCUGUAUACCGCAUCAUUGCAAGACAUUGGACUACGCGUCAUUCGUGAACGACAAGAUGCGGAAACCAUUCUAGCCUCAGCCUUGGUUCACGAGAUCGGGACCUUUGACAGAACAUCUGAACGAAUCCCUAAACAUAUUUCAACCAUCGCAAAAACCUUGGACAGAUGCUUUAGUUUAUUCCCAAGAAAGCCAAUAGAAGUAGCUGCCGACGCUCAAGCAGUCUUUGAGAAGUUGUUCGAAAACAAUCCUGAUGCAUGUCUCAAAUUUUUAUACCACUUUGCUAACUCGGAAAGACGUCAAAAUAUCGCAAACGCCGAGAUCAAGAGGCACAUGGAGGCUUUGCAGAGAUCUGCUGAGUCAAGCUUUUCGAGUGGCCGUAUCCAUUCCAUCAAGGCGCUAGCACUAGCGUUCCUCAACUUGUUGAUGGCAACACCAUCGGACGAUGGAACGUCGUACUCAUACCCUGGAUGGAUGGAUGGGACCUACAUCAAAUUGAUUUCAUUUCAUGAAUUAUCUAAUGAGCACAGGGUCAAUGUUCUUCUUGAACUCCUAAGCCUUUUCGUUGCAGGUAUGCGAGACAAACAACGAGGACACCUAGAAAUACGGCUUGCACUGUUGAAAGAAAUCGACCGAUAUACAUAUCCAAUUGAUGAUGGGCCCUCAAUGAACAUACCAGAAGACGCCCCUCGUUACCUGGAAUUACUGUAUGAUCAUGCAUAUGAGCUGCAAACAAGGUUUUCCAACAGAGGGGGAAAUAUGGACGAUCUAAACCAAGCCAUCUCAUUCUACAAGCACUACGACUACCUUGAACGACACCCGGAGGAUUUCGUUUUACAUAACUUUGCCUGUGCACUCUCAGCUCGCUUUCAAAAUGCAGGCAAACAAUCCGACAUCGAGGAAUCCAUUGCUUUGCACAGGCGAGCUCUGGAGCUUCGUCCUCCGCCUCAUCCCAUUCACCCUUUUUUGCUAAGCAACCUGGCCAUUUCACUCAUGACUCGCUUCGAUUACGGAGGCAACCAAUCCGACCUUGAUGAAUGCAUUGCGUUACACAGACAAACACUGGAGCUUCGACCUUCCCCUCAUCCAGACAGGUCUUCGACUCUAACUCACUUAACAAAUGCACUUUUGGCUCGUUUUGAAGAGGAAGGAAAAUGGUCUGAUAUCGAGGAAUCCAUUAUUCUGAGCAAGCAAGCUCUGGAGGUUGGACCAAUGUCCCAUCCAGACCGGCCAUGGUUGUUAAACAACCUGGCUAACGCGUUUUCCGCUCGUUUCAGAAAUGGAGGCCAGCAAUCCGACAUUGAAGAAUCCAUAGCGUCACUCAGGCAAGCUCUGGCGCUCCAACCUCGAUUUCAUCCAGACCGACCUGUGUCGCUAUGCAACCUUGCUAAUGCACUAUCCGUUCGCUUUGAACAUGGAGACAAACAAUCUGACCUCCAGGAAUCCAUUGCUUUGCUCAGGCAAGCACUGGAGCUUCAACCUCCGCAUCACACAGACCGGCCGUUGUUAGUAAGCAACUUGGCCGACUCACUCUCUGUUCGUUUUGAAAAUGGAGGCGAUGAAUCUGACAUUGAAGAAUCCAUUGCUUUGCUCAGGCAAGCACUGGAGCUUCAACCCCUGUCUCGUCCAAACCGGUCUUUGUUGCUAAGCAGCCUGGCCAACUCACUCUCUGUUCGUUUUGACAAUGGAGGCGAUGAAUCUGACAUUGAAGAAUCCAUUGCUUUGGUAAGGCAAGCACUGGAGCUUCAACCUCUGUCUCAUCCAAACCGGCCUCCGUUACUAAGCAGACUGGCCAAUACACUCGCCGCACGCUUUGAAAAUGGAGGCGAUGAAUCUGAUAUUCAAGAAUCCAUUGCUUUGCACAGGCAAGCCCUGGAGCUACAACCUCCCCUUCAUCUGGACCGGCCUUCGUCGCUGAAUGACCUGGCUUAUGCAUUGUUCACUCGCUUCGAAAAUGGAGGACAAAAAUCUGACAUCGACGAAUCAAUUUCUAUCAGCCGAAACGUACUGGAGCUUCAAUCUUCAAGCCAUCCGAAUCGACACUACACAGUCGACGCUUUGGCAUAUUUUCUCAUUCACCGAUUCGAACAAUAUAAUGACCAGAAUGAUAUCCAGGAGUCUGUCCUUCUACUUACUGAAGCGUUAGAUCUUCAAAUCCCCAACCAUUCUGCCUGGGCGGGGAUACUUACUUGUCUGGCGCAUGCUCUGCAAUGUCGUUUUGAACGCGUAGGUGGCGAGCAAGCCGAUAUUGACCAAUCAAUCAUCCUUCACGAGCAAGCUGUUGAGCUUAAAUCUCCCAAUAAAUCCUCAAGAAACCAAAGUUUUGCAAAUGCGCUACGUAUUCGAUUUGAGCAUGGAGGCGAGCCUAGUGACAUUGACAAAUCUAUCCGUCUCUUCAAAGAAGCCUUAGAAUCUAAACCUGCACCUCAUCGUCGUCGACCUGGGAUUCUCGACGAAUUGGCCAAAGCAUUUGAAGCCAGGUACAAAAAAGACGGCCAACAAAGCGAUCUUGACGAGGCAAAGGCUCUUCGCGAGGAAGCUCAAACGCUUCGGGAUUCUUACCGUUAA
Molecule: messenger RNA, 4101 nt
Organism: Psilocybe cubensis
Lineage: Eukaryota; Fungi; Basidiomycota; Agaricomycetes; Agaricales; Agrocybaceae
Exons: 11
Coding region: 1-4101 (1366 amino acids)
Molecular function (GO): protein binding
Source: RefSeq, a predicted model, not a curated record